Aspergillus homomorphus CBS 101889 is the source of this 1394-nucleotide messenger RNA. Its product is annotated as phosphoglycerate mutase-like protein. Lineage: Eukaryota; Fungi; Ascomycota; Eurotiomycetes; Eurotiales; Aspergillaceae. The transcript has 2 exons. Bases 335 to 1255 code for a protein of 306 amino acids. The record is from RefSeq and is a predicted model, not a curated record. Gene Ontology annotation, molecular function: acid phosphatase activity.
CGGCCAGCCCCGUCUGUGUCUUGCUCCCGCUUGAUAAGCUUUUUCUCUCUUUCUGCCGCUCAGAAGGCAUGGUUUGAGCCCUUAAACUGCAACUAGUCCGAGUUUGAGAACUCAGACCCUAUCAAGGUCCCCGCACGCGACCAGCUACCUUGUUGGGUUAAUCCCUUUGCUAGGCUCCACGGCUGUCAUCUAGCUGGAAUGUAACCAGGUUCUCCCUUGAUACGACGGAGUCCGCAUCUUUUGUCCGACAUUGGCCCCGUUGAUCGUCCCUCUUGCGCCAACCGCUCAAUGACGACCUGCAAUAUAUAACCCUAACUCUCCCGCUCUGUGCAAUAUGACUCUUCCCCGGCUGCGUCUUCGUGCGUCCCGCUUCUCCCUGCUCAUUUUCGUCUGUCUCUUUCUCGUCACCCUCAACCUCUUUCCGUCCUCGAUGCUGCUCUCCACCCAGGUGGUCCUAGUCACCUUGGGCGCCACCGCCGCAGCCCUCCCCAGCGCAUCCAGCGCAGCCUCCGCACCCACCGGCUUCCUGCCCCCCGGCUUCGACAUCACAGCCUACUGGGGCAAUCUGCGACCCUACAAAGAUGCCUCCGGCUUCAACGUGUCGACCGGCGUGCCGCUCGGCUGCGAACUGUCGCAGGUGCACAUCCUGCACCGCCACGCGCAGCGAUAUCCCACCGCGUACCCGCUCGACGCCGGCAGCAUGGAGGGCUUCGCGCAAAAGCUGCACAACCACCGGCUGCAGUACCCCAACGUCUCGCUGGGCACCGGCCCGCUGGCCUUCCUGAACGACUGGAAAUACCUCAUGGGCACCGAGCUGCUGCUGCCCUCAGGCGCAGCCACCGAGGCGACCUCCGGCGCCCACUUCUGGAACAAGUACGGUCGCCCGCUGUUCCGCGCCCCCGCCGGCCUCGCCAGCUGGGACCCCUCGCUAAACGUCUAUCCCAACGGCACCCAGCGGCCCAAGCCCGUCUUCCGCUCCACCGACCAGGCCCGCAUCCUCGAGAGCGCCCGCUGGUGGCUCAGCGGCUUCUUCAGUAGCACCAAUGCCAACAGCUCCGCCAGUGAAUACGACCUCGUCGUCAUCCCCGAGUCCGCCGGCUACAAUAACACCCUUGCCGCCACCUGUCCAAACACUGACUGGUCCAUAGGGUACGCCCCCCCACCCCUACCCUUAAAGCACCAGAGAUAUAGCGUCCCGGGGAAGAACCCCCGGCCCCCCCUUUCCUUCAGCUUCCUGGCAACCUCAAUUCUAUAAUACUAGAAUAAGUGUUCCCGGGGGAGAACCCCCGGACCCCCCUUUCUUUCAGCUUCCUGGCUACACUCAAUCCCAAGAACACAGAUAUAAAUUGUUCCGGGGAGAACCCCCGGACCCCCCUUCUUUUUACUACAGCAAU